Polypterus senegalus (gray bichir) is the source of this 5948-nucleotide messenger RNA. It is a transcript of the gene agla, whose product is annotated as amylo-alpha-1, 6-glucosidase, 4-alpha-glucanotransferase a. The transcript has 34 exons. Gene Ontology annotation, biological process: glycogen catabolic process; glycogen biosynthetic process. NCBI's taxonomy places the organism in Eukaryota, Metazoa, Chordata, Cladistia, Polypteriformes, Polypteridae. The coding region runs from base 212 to 4816 and encodes 1534 amino acids. The record is from RefSeq and is a predicted model, not a curated record. Gene Ontology annotation, molecular function: 4-alpha-glucanotransferase activity; amylo-alpha-1,6-glucosidase activity.
ACAGGAGCUACGUGCCAGUCCGCCAGAUACCUGCGCAAUCUUACUCCGUCUCUCAUCGAUAAGUUAUUUUUUGUUUAAUUAGAGAUCAAGUUGAAUGAUUGCUGCAUCUGCAUUGCCAUCCCUGCAGAAAUUUGUGAUCGAACUUACGGCGGAGACAACACCUUCAAGCAACAUCCGUUUCUGCACGUGAGGAAAAUCAAGGCAGUCAAAAAUGGUGCCAAGCAAGCAAAUUAGAGUUUUAAUGCUCAAUGAUAUGGAGAAGCUGGAAAGAGCACUCUUCAGACUGGAGCAAGGUUUCGAGCUCCAGUUCAGGUUAGGUCCAACACUACAAGGGAAAGCAGUGAAGGUGUAUACUAAUUUUCCAGCACCAGGAGAGAAGUUUGAUCGCCAUAAAUUUAGGGUGUUAGACUGGUUUAACCCAACUGGCAGGGAAGAUGAUUCUGAUAAAUUCUGCAAGCUAGAUCUGCAAAUAGCUGGAUCAUUUGAGUAUUAUUUUGGCUAUGGAGAUAAACCUAAGAGUGGUGGUGGAUAUAUUGUGGUAGACCCUGUACUUCAUGUAGGUGCAGAUAACCAUAUUCUUCCACUGGACUGCAUUUCUAUUCAGACUUAUUUGGCAAAGUGCUUAGGACCAUUAGACGAAUGGCUGGACAGACUUAGAGUUGCCAAGGAGUCAGGUUAUAAUAUGAUACAUUUCACACCACUUCAAACUCUUGGCCUGUCUCGAUCCUGUUACUCAUUGGCUGAUCAGUUGGAAUUAAAUCCUGAUUUUUCAAGGCCUGGAAAAAAGUACAGCUGGAUAGAAGUUGGGAAAUUGGUAGAUAAGAUGAAGAAAGAAUGGAAUAUGCUUUGUAUUACAGAUGUUGUCUAUAACCAUACAGCUGCAAACAGCAAAUGGCUCACACAACAUCCAGAAUGUGGCUACAAUUUAGUGAACUCUCCACAUUUGAUACCAGCUUGGCUUCUGGACAGGGGUCUUUGGCAUUUGACCUGUGAUGUAGCUGAUGGUAAAUACAGUCAAAAAGGAUUGCCUCCUCUGAUUGAGAACAACCAACAGUUAAAUGCUAUACGCAAAAUAAUAUGGGAAGAUGUUUAUCCUAAACUUAAACUGUGGGAAUUUUUUCAAGUAAAUGUGGAGAAGGGCGUGGAACAGUUUAAAACGGUCCUUGUCCAAGGUAAACAUAAAACUAAGGGCAAAUUAGAUCCCAAGCAACAUCUAAAAAUUAUCCAAGAUCCUAAUUUUAAGAGGUUUGGCAGUACUGUGGAUUUAAACUUAGCAUUGGAAACAUUCAUUCCAAACAGCAAUGGACCUGCAGCAAUUGAAGAAUGCUGCAAUUGGUUCCGUAAAAGACUAGAAGAAUUGAAUGGCGAGCGCUAUAGAGAAGUUCAAUAUCACCAGGAACAGGCUGUAAACUGCAUUCUUGGUAAUGUCACCUAUGAACGACUUGCAGACCAUGGUCCUAAACUGGGCCCAGUUACUCGAAAAGAUCCUAUAGUGACACGAUAUUUCACAUAUAGUUAUAAGGAUAUGUCUUUGGUUGAGGAAGAGAAGCUAUUGAGCCAACCUGAUAAAGCUUGCCAAUUUUUGGCACAUAAUGGCUGGGUAAUGGGAGAUGAUCCUCUCAGGAAUUUUGCUGAACCAGGCUCAAAUGUUUAUCUUAGAAGAGAGCUGAUUUGUUGGGGUGACAGUGUAAAACUGCGAUAUGGGAAUUCGCCAAAAGACUGUCCUUACCUUUGGGAUCACAUGAGGAAGUACACAGAAAUCACAGCAAAACAUUUCUGUGGUGUGCGACUUGACAACUGUCACUCAACUCCUCUUCAUGUAGCAGAGUACAUGCUGGACAGAGCCAGAGAGUUGCGGCCCAAUUUGUAUGUGGUGGCUGAGCUGUUCACAGGAAGCGAGGAGCUGGACAAUAUCUUUGUGACUAGACUUGGCAUAAGUUCUCUCAUACGAGAGGCUAUGAGUGCAUUUAACAGCCACGAGGAGGGAAGACUGGUGUAUAGAUAUGGAGGUGAGCCAGUUGGCUCAUUUGUGCAACCAAACCUAAGACCUUUAGUACCUGGCAUUGCACAUGCUCUGUUUAUGGAUGUAACUCAUGACAACGAAUGUCCUAUUCAGCUACGUUCUGUGUAUGAUUCUCUGCCAAGUUCAGCAAUUGUCUCUAUGGCUUGCUGUGCAACUGGAAGCACCAGAGGUUAUGACGAACUUGUUCCUCAUCAGAUAUCUGUGGUGAAGGAAGAGCGAUUCUAUGCUAAGUGGAAUUCAAAGGCAGAUCCUUCAUCACUGGGUGAGGUAAACUCAAAAAGUGGAGUAAUUUCUGGGAAGCUGGCAUUAAACAGACUGCAUCAAGAACUUGCAGUUCGAGGUUUCAUUCAGGUUUAUGUAGAUCAGGUUGAUGAGGAUAUUGUAGCAGUGACACGGCAUUGCCCCAGCACGCACCAGUCAGUUGUAGCUGUGUCUCGUACUGCUUUUAGGAACCCUAAAACUUCAUUUUUCAGUGACAGUGUGCCUCCCAUGUGUAUCCCAGGUAAAAUUGAAGAAGUUGUAUUGGAAGCAAGAACUAUAGAGAGAGAAGUUGGACCAUAUGUUAAAGAUGAGAAAAGCAUCAAUGGUCUACCUGAUUAUACAGUGGAGAUAACUGAGCAUAUCCAGCUUAAGGACAGUAAGAUUGUUAAGCAAGCUGAAGUAACCUCAAAAGGAAGACAUGAGUUUGUACAGGAAAUUGAAUUUCGAAAACUGACUCCAGGAAGCACUAUUGCCUUCAGAGUGAGCUUGGAUCCACAUGCUCAAGAAGCUGUUGGGAUGUUAAGAAAUCAUCUUAUCCAAUUUAGUCCUCACUUUAAAAUGGGUAGUCUCCCUGAUAACAAUGCCAAGCCUAUACUUAAGACUCCAUUUGCAAAAAUUGCAUCUGACCUGACAUUGGCAGACAUGAACGUGUUGCUAUUUCGCUGUGAUGCUGAGGAGCAGGAGGAUGGUGGGGGUUGCUACAAUAUCCCAUCAUGGACCUCCCUUAAGUAUUCAGGACUGCAAGGGUUAAUUUCAGUAAUGGCUGAUAUCCGACCCAAGAAUGAUUUGGGCCAUCCUUUCUGUGAUAACCUAAGAACUGGAGACUGGAUGAUUGACUAUGUCAGUAAUCGCUUGGUAACCAGAGGUGGAGCACUUGGGCAGGUGGGAAAGUGGUUGCAGGCAAUGUUUACUUACUUGAAGCAUCUCCCUCGUUAUCUCAUCCCUUGCUACUUUGAUGCUAUUCUGGUUGGUGUUUAUACCACUCUUUUAGAUGCCACUUGGAAACAGAUGUCAAGUUUUGUUCAGAAUGGUUCAACCUUUGUUAAACACCUUGCCAUGGGCUCAGUACAGAUGUGUGGAAUAGGAAAAUUUCCUGCCCUUCCUCCACUUUCUCCUAAUCUGCAGAAUGUGCCUUACCGUAUCAAUGAAGUCAGCAAGGAGAAGGAACAGUGCUGUGUUUCUCUAGCUGCUGGUUUACCACACUUUUCUUCCGGGAUUUUCCGAUGCUGGGGGAGGGACACUUUCAUUGCUUUAAGAGGACUAAUGCUGAUCACAGGCAGGCACUUGGAGGCCAGAAACAUAAUCCUUGCUUUUGCCGGAACACUAAGACAUGGUCUCAUCCCUAAUCUUCUGGGUCAGGGCACUUAUGCAAGAUACAACUGCAGAGAUGCUGUUUGGUGGUGGCUGCAGUGUAUUCAAGAUUAUUGCCACAUUGUCCCUAAUGGAACUGAUAUUUUAAAGUGCCCUGUCUCUAGGAUUUACCCAACAGAUGAAUCUAGUCCACAGCCUGCUGGCGCAGUGGAUCAGCCUCUAUAUGAUGUCAUCCAAGAAGCAGUGCAGCGUCAUUUGGAAGGAAUACAGUUUAAAGAGCGAAAUGCUGGACCUCAGCUUGAUCGUAACAUGAGAGAUGAAGGUUUCUAUGUGACAGCUGGGGUGAACCCUGAAACUGGAUUUGUGUUUGGAGGGAAUCGUUACAACUGUGGAACAUGGAUGGAUAAAAUGGGAGAAAGUGAAAGAGCUCGUAACAGAGGAAUGCCUGCUACACCAAGAGAUGGGUCUGCUGUGGAGAUUGUAGGACUGAGUAAAUCUGCAUUGCGCUGGUUGAUUGAGCUGCACCAGAAGAAACUGUUCCCUUAUGAUGGAGCAUCUGUUCAAAGAAGUGGGAAACAAGUAAAGAUUUUAUAUGUGGAAUGGAAUAAGCAAAUUCAGGAAAAUUUUGAAAAACUAUUUUACGUCUCUUUGGACCCAUCUGAUCCUAAUGAAAAGCAUCCCAAUUUGGUACACAAGAGAGGCAUUUAUAAAGAUAGCUUUGGAGCUUCUAGUCCUUGGUGUGACUAUCAACUAAGACCUAACUUUACCAUUGCAAUGGUUGUGGCUCCAGAGUUGUUUUCUCCAGAAAAAGCUUGGCAAGCUUUAAACAUGGCAGAAAAGAAACUUCUUGGGCCAUUAGGAAUGAAGACUUUGGACCCAGAUGAUAUGGUCUACUGUGGUGUCUAUGAUAAUGCCCUGGACAAUGACAACUAUAAUAUUUCUAAAGGAUUUAAUUACCACCAAGGCCCUGAGUGGCUUUGGCCAGUUGGAUAUUUUCUACGAGCAAAAUUGUAUUUUUCGAAGAAACUUGAGAAAGAAAUUUAUGAUCAAACGGUUUACUUAGUGAAGAAUGUCUUGUCACAGCACUAUGUGCAUCUUGAGAGAUCGUCCUGGAAAGGUCUUCCAGAGCUCACUAAUGAGAAUGGCCAAUAUUGUUCAUUUAGCUGUGAAACACAGGCGUGGUCCAUUGCCACAGUGUUGGAAGUCCUCCAUGAUUUCUGAUAAAAGUAGUAAAUGCUUCAGGCUGCUUUGAUGAUGCAUUACGUAAAAUUAUCAUUAACUGGGUUGCUGUUCUAAUAAUAUGCUAUUUACCCUUUGCACAGACAUAAGAAUGUUUAGUCACUAUUACUGAGUAGAAUUAAGGAUAUUAGUAAUAAAGUAGUAUGCCGCUUGGACAAAUUAAAGUUAAAAGUUUGAGAAAUGUGGGUUGUAAUGAAAAAAGUGUAAAGUCUGUUUUUUGAUGUUAUUCAAGUCUGAAUGCUGUAUUACUGCACUUUGUAAAUUAUAAAUGGAUUAGGAUUAUAAUUCAUUAAAUAUUUUAUUGUACAUUUUAAAAAAUAGAACAUUUUUAUUUCUUAUAUUUCGUUCUGGUGCUAUUUGUGCAAGCCUGCAACGAAGAGAUCUAGUGUCUCUCUUUUAAUAUUUUGCCUUGUAUCAGUGAAAAUCUUUAUAACAUACUGCAUAUACUAGUUGAAUAAUCAUUCACUGUUUAUUUGUAAUGUAAUUUGGCCUACAACAAUGCCAAAAGUCAUCUUCACCUUAACACUGUAAUUAUUUAUUUGGAAAACAGAACAAGACUGAAAAAGUCUAGUUAUAGUAUUCAUGCCAAAGAUGAUGAUACGGCUCAAGGUACAACUUGCUUAUCACUCAGCCUUUCUGAUUGUCAAUGUACCAUUUAUUGAAUCUGAGUAAAUAUUCAAUUACUCUCAGCAUUUUUGUAUUUGCAUAGUGUGUGAGUGUUUGUAAUUUAAUCGCAUAAAGCAUGAAUGUUUCAUAUCUAGUGUUUAUUGAAAUACUGCAGUAUCAAGAUAUAUCAGUAGUGUAGAUAAUUCUACUUGAAAGGCAUGCUGUUCUCCACCAUAUUAAUCACUAUUCAAAUAUAUAUGUGUAAUAAUAAUAAUAAUAAUAUUGAUUACUUCAUUCACAUAAUGUUUACAGUAGGAUUCAAAUGUAAUUAGAGGUCACCAGUAUUGCCAUAUGGUAUACUUGUGUAGUGGUUUGCAUUUCAGUAAUUUAUUUUCCUCAUUUUUCACUGUCCUGUUGCUUACAGUGUGUCAAGCACUAGAAUGUCUGUCUUGAGAUUCUGUUUUCAUUUUAUGUAUAUCAAACAAAAAAAAAGGUUUUUCAAGCAGAA